Messenger RNA from Hippocampus comes (tiger tail seahorse), 4657 nucleotides. It is a transcript of the gene rbm33a, whose product is annotated as RNA binding motif protein 33a. The record is from RefSeq and is a predicted model, not a curated record. The transcript has 19 exons. NCBI's taxonomy places the organism in Eukaryota, Metazoa, Chordata, Actinopteri, Syngnathiformes, Syngnathidae. Bases 206 to 3781 code for a protein of 1191 amino acids. Gene Ontology annotation, molecular function: RNA binding.
AGCGCUGCCAUGUUGGUGCUUCGCUAGUUAGCAACUUAGCACAGCUGCAACGGGACCGAGCAGCCGCGCUUGUUGAUUCCGUCGUUGCGCCACUCAGUCAAAUCCUGGAUUUCGCCUCAUAGAAAUGUCGAAUUUAUAAACAUAUUUCCAAAUGUUAGCCCCAGUUGUGUAGUCACAUUCCUCAAACGGAAAGCGCUCUUGCACAAUGUCGGCCAAUGACGAGGGUUGUUUCUUUGAUGAAUAUGACAAGCCUGGAACAGAGCGUUCACGAAGGAGGAGGGGCGAAGAUAAUGAUUUAGAGAGCGACUUGGAGGACGAUUUGUUUGAAGAAUUUUCACCGUUGGGUAAGAAGAAUCUUUCUGAAGAUGACGAAGAGUUGAACGACGCGCUUCUUCAGAGUGACGAGGAGGAAGAACACGAGAGCUUUAGCCUGCAAGGGAUCACGCAGGACUUCCCGGACGACACUUUCAACCCGGGUGCCAACUACUACGAGAAUGUGGACACCGAGCCGGAUUACCCACAGAACCAGGCUGACGAGUUAUAUACUGAGAACUACACUCGGGAUGACGUGCCCGAAGACCAAGUGGAUUACACUACAGACGAAGUGCUGGACAUCCAAAUCAAUGAGCCCAUCGACGGAGAAUUUCAAGACAAUGAAUAUCAAACCUAUGAGGAGGGAGGAGGAUUCGAGCAGGAAGUGGCCCCCGAGGAGGAGAAUUUGGGGGAUGAACAGGAGGAAGCGGCGGAAGUCUCUCAGGUCUUUCAAAAGCAAACGGUUGAAAAUGAAGUCCUCCCUGAAGAAUUACCAAAGGAGGAAUCUGAUGACGACGAGGAAGAAGAUGGAGACUCUGGUCGUAUCCGCUUCAAGUCGGAGAGAAAGGAUGCCGUUAUCGUGCGCUUGGCUGACGCGGGCAACAAGCGAAGGAACAUCCCGGAAACACUCGAACUGUCAGAGAAGGCCAAAAAGGAUCUCGAACUUGAGCAACAAGAACGGCAGAAACGGCAAAAUCGGUACGGUGGCCGAGGAGGAAGAGGAGGAGGCUACGCUGGGUUUGGACUGUCCAACAUGAGAGGGGGCCACCGAGGAAGAAUGAAUGACCACAGCUUCCACCUGAGGGGCAACAUGGGAUUGCGGCAGUCCUCUCGAAUGCCUCUCCUUCAUCUUCCCCAUCAGCAACCGCAGCAGCACCACCACCACCACCAGUUUUUGUCCCGGCCGCGGGGACCCCACCCCUUCCCAGAGCACGGCCGGCCGCACGGACAGCAGCCCCUGCAGCCCCUCAUCACGCCGCACAUCACCCACCGCUCGCCGCCGCGGCAGCCCCAGAUGGAGCCGCCGCCGCCGCCGCGACUGAUGGGGUCCCCGCCGGCCGCUUUCGGCCAUCCCCACAACCAACAGCAGCAGCACCACCACCACCACCACAAUCAGCAGCCCCCACAACCCAAAAACAUCCACAUUAAUCCCCAUUUCAGAGGCUCAGGACCAUCCUCUGUGCCAGUGCCCUUGAUGCCUCCUGCUCCGAGCCAGCCUCGGCCUGCUGUGGGCCCUCAAAGGUUCCCUGGACCGGGAGACUUCCAUCAGCACAUGCCGAAUAAUUUUGGUCAGCCCCAGCGGCUGCCUCAUCACAUGGAGCCCUUCAGAAACCAACCGCACCAAGGCCCCCAGGAUAGAGAGCCCCUCUUUAUGGGAGGCCCGGAACGCGCAGAUCCGACAAGCUUUCCAGGGCAGCUCGUGUUUGAUCACCCGGGCCCCAACCCGCUCAUGAACACCAACCUGCAUCAGCAGCAGCAAAUGCCCGCCCAGGGCCACAUGGGUUUCGGCCCACCAGGACCGGCCUUUGGCCAGCCGAGCCCACAGGGCGCACUAGGACUUUUCUCCAUAGACCCGCCAAGACCCAGUCUUCCCCCUCCCCAAGGCCACCAGGGGCUGGUCGGCUUGAAUCAACAAGGUCCUCCUCCCAACCAGACCAGGCCCUUCCUGAACCCUCGUCAGCCUUUCAAUCAGCAGGGGGGCCUUUUCCCUCCUCCCCAAGCUCAAUUUGGCAUCCAGGGCUUGAUACACGGGCCUCCUCAACCCCCAAUUCAGGACUCCCUCCCCUCGCACCAGCCCAUCCACCAACAGCACCAUCAGCAGCAGCCCCCCCACUUGCUGCACCACGGACAGAAUCUUUUCCAGCAACAGCUGCCGCAUGGCAGUCCGAGGCAGUCAGGCCCCCGCCUCCAAAACCUACAACAGCACAACAUGGCCAACAGGCAAAGGAUGAACACGCCUGCUCCCAAGCAAAUCCACCCUCAGCGCAACAGCAACUUACGGGAGCUCCCCAUAGCACCUGGCAAUGCAAGCAUCACCCCCCGCCCCGCCGCCUCACUUGGCGCCAACGUCAGGCCGGUUGUCAAGGCGACGCAGGGCGUGCGUCCCGUGCAGCCUGCUCAUGUGGUGCCCGGAGGUGGCAGAGGGAGAGGCCAGGUCGCUACCAAUGCCGCCCCACAGCCCAUGGCUGCAGGCAGGACGGUGGUUCGCAACGAAAUCCCGAGCAGCGCCGAACCGCAGGACCCGGAAGAGGACGAGGAGACCCGGCAGUACCGUCUGAAGAUCGAGGAGCAGAAGCGCCUCCGAGAAGAGAUCCUGAGGAGGAAGGAGCUGAGGCGGCAGUUGCAGGCCGGCGUCAGGAAAAAAGAGCUACUGGACAGGAUCAACACUUCGACACAAAGCCAACCCGUUGUACCUUCACCGCAACCCACGGCCCAGCAAAACCAGCAAGCGCCGCCCGCCCCGCAGCUUCUGCUGCUCCCGCCGCCACAACAACAGCCACUGGAACGACGGCAGCCUCUACAGCUGCAACAGCAGAGACAACGACCCCAGCAGCCAUUCAAUCAGUCGCCGGGUAAUCCCAAUGGCGUGGCUCAGGCGCAAACCCCACGCCCCAACGUCAAGUCACGCUUACAGAUGGGAAAGGGAAAUAGCCAGCAGCCACAGACUCUCAAGCCCGGUCCGGACCAGCAGUGGAGGCAGCCCCCACAAAGCCCUCUGCAGCAGCAGAGAAGGACAAGCGGGCUGCCGAACGUAAACAAACCCGGCGCUCCCAACCAGUUUGCUCAGAUCCCCCGAAAAAACAUUCCUGUGACUCCCGCGCUGGGGCCCGGCCAGCCCCAGGCUCAAGGACUUAAACCUGGGGCUAAAAGAACGGUGAUGCAGUGGGCCAAGCUCGCUGACGGCGAAGGCCAUCAGGUGCCGCAGAAAGUCAGAGUGGUCAAACUUUCCGGCGCGCCUGGAAAAGGCCCGGAGGCCACGGCUUUCCCAGUACAGCAGCAGCAGCAGCAGUCAACCGGCUGGCCAGACAACCCUCUCAGACAGGGCGUCCAAAGGAAGGUCACCGUGGGGGGCGGACAACAGCUGCACGGUGCGGGCAUGAUGCAACAGGUGGGCCGAGGGGGCAUCGGCAACCUGCAGCAAAACAGGGUCGUCGUGCCGGGCCGGGGAAGAGGGGGCAUCAUUCACGUGGGUCGAGGAGGUCCAAUGGGCGCCCGGCAAGGCCUGAGGGUCGGUGAGAAUCAACGGCGCACCGUCACCAUUGAGGGCCUCUCGUCGUCCACCACUGACGUGCAGCUGCAGAGCCUUUUAAGAUCCAUUGGCCCGAUAGAGAUGUUCAGAAUGAUACCUCAGCAAAGGAAAGCAAUCGCCACCUUUUCAAGUCCCCAACAUGCCGCAAGUUUUCAAAUGAGCUUCCAUAGGCACAUGAUUGAUUUGUCCCAUAUCGAUGUGAAGCUGAUUGACGGAUGAGGGGAAGCGCCUAUCAUACUCAAGGAGCUCCACUGUUCUACCCCCAAACCCCUCCCGAUGUGCCCGCCCCCCCCUCACCCCUUAACCUCAUCGUACGACGCGUUGCCUCUGCCAUGUCGGCGGUCAGUCAGCCAUCAUGUCUGCAGGCAGGUGUCGUCCUUGGAACUUGGACCGGUCUGACACUACAUUAGCAUGCGUGAUUACCGAUGUCCGUCAGAGAAAAAUGACACUGGAGACGCAAUUCGGUUUUGUACAGCACAUGUGGACAUUAAGACACAGGGGUAAUGGUUGCUCCCGUGCGCCUGAACAUGACAUCAUCGCACGAAAUUUGCAUUGACGAAACAAACUCAGUCAUGCCGCUCCGGCGGAGGUUGUAGUAGUCCGUGCUUCGCUCUAGGUGGCGGCAUCGCAUCACUUAUUUUGAAGCGGCUGGCUCAAAGUCAGCGUUUCUGGAGUAAAUGACUCAUGAAAUAGUAAUUGUCUCUCUGACCAGCACGUGGCGCUGUUCAGUUCACCAAGAGCUUCUUUUAACUGACUUUCCACACAGAUAUAAUAGCUUGGGUCAUUAUGUCUUUUAGUUAUAGAGAACGGAACCAUCGGGACUUGCUUUUUUUUUUUGUUAAUUGGCGGUUGUGCAUGGUUGGUUUGUGGUUGGUGUUUCUUUUUUUUGUUUGUUUGUUUGGUUUUAUCAUUUUUAGGAUUGAUAUAAGCAUAUGGGAUGUUGGAUAUUUCUCUUUGUAUGCAUUGGCUUCCUCCUCUCAUAAGUUGAAUCAUCAAUGAAAGCAUCCCGACAGUUCGUUGACUUAACAGAGGAUCGUGAAGCGCAGAGUAGCCUUAACUUGAGGAGGGGUGGGUGGGGGGUGUUCAUAAGAAGUU